GCCAAUUCGUGCGGGUGGCGCAUUUUGUUUAUAAGCCGGACAGAUGGGCCUGAUAACAUCAUUCCAACGAAAGUAAUCAAACACUAAGUACAAGCAACACCACUUUUUUGUGCACAAAUCAACAGCAAAUCAAGCAGUAAAAUGGCUUUCCUCAAGUACACAAUUGUCGUCUGCUUAGCGCUCGUCGGCGUCGCUCAAUGCGCACUGUUACGCGCCGCCCCAGCGCCCGUCGCCUUCGCCGCACCCGUACCCGCACCAGUUGUGCCCAUCAACACCGAGAUUGACCCACAUCCACAAUACGCUUUCGCCUACAAUGUACAGGACGCGCUCACCGGCGACAGCAAGAGCCAACAGGAGGUGCGCGAUGGUGAUGUGGUGAAAGGCUCCUACUCUGUCUUGGAUGCUGAUGGUUCACUGCGUACCGUCUUCUACACCGCCGAUCCCAUUAACGGUUUCAAUGCCAUCGUCCAACGCGGUCCCGUUGCGCCAGUGUUGGCUGCCAAGCCCGUCGUGCCACUUGCACCAGCGCCUCUGCCCGCUCGCUUCAUCCAAGGUUAAGCUGGUGAUGAAGAGUUCCUGAUGGCCGCGCCGGCUGUCUGUAGCUUUAAAUGCAUCCCUGCGGCACUAUUUAACUUAUAUAUCUAAUCCCAGGCACAACUAUUUAGUAGGCUAGUCAAGCGAAUGUUAAGAAGUGGACAUUGUAGCGCGAAAAGCAUGAUGCGAAGGACUUUGUGUUCUUGUUGUUGUACGUUUACAAUUGUCUGAAGUCAAUUUAGUUAAUUAUUGCUUUGUUGUUUUGUAGCGAAUAUUUUCGAGUUGUUAUGUAAUUUUUAACUACAUUUAAUGCACAUACAAACACAUUAACUUAAAUCUAUGACUAUAGUUGCACCCAACUAUACACACAUUCACAUAAAGUUUGUUUUUGUAUAAUUUUUAACGUAAUUUUUGUAGUAAUAAAUCACCCGACAACACUUUUGAGAUCGAAAUCAAAC
Molecule: messenger RNA, 992 nt
Organism: Bactrocera dorsalis (oriental fruit fly)
Lineage: Eukaryota; Metazoa; Arthropoda; Insecta; Diptera; Tephritidae
Gene: Cpr64Ab
Product: larval cuticle protein A3A
Exons: 2
Coding region: 142-558 (138 amino acids)
Cellular component (GO): extracellular matrix
Source: RefSeq, a predicted model, not a curated record